AAUGUUUAUUGUGAAUUAGGAUAUUUGAUGAUGUUAGAAGACAGCAGGCAAGUCAUCUCUAUGAGUAUAGUUUUACAGAACAUACUCUGUGUGUAACUGAUAUCAUCAUGGGUUAUGGUGGAGGCAACGCAAUUAUUGUGUCGGCUUCUGAGGACCGGACAUGUAAGGUCUGGAGCUUAUCAAGGGGAAGAUUAUUAAGAAACAUUGUAUUUCCUUCCAUCAUUGCUGCAAUUGCUCUAGACCCUGGUGAACAUGUCUUCUAUGCUGGAAGUCGAGAUGGUAAAAUCUAUAUUGCUGCACUGAAUGCCGAAAGUUCACCUAGCAACAGUUAUGGGUUGCACAUCAUCGGUUCAUUAUCUGAUCACAGUAAAGCUGUUACUUGCUUGGCAUAUAGUGCAGAAAGAAAUUUGCUACUAUCCGGAUCAGAGGAUGGCAUGGUUCGAGUUUGGGAUGUGAAAACCCAAAACAUCAUUCGCAUGUUCAGACAUGCCAAAGGCCCUGUGAACAAUAUUCUCAUUGUUAGUCGUCCACUCUCCCUUGGUCGGGCAGUAUCAAAUGCGCAAGGUUCCUCAAGAAGGCAUGGAUCAUCACUCCCACCUCCACUAGAAAAAUAUGCAAAUUCAACAGAUGAAGACAUGGAUAAUAAAGCUAUCCUUACUCUCCCAGCUGCUAGCAACCUUCCUCCUGAUGCUGCAUACCUCAGUUCUCAGCUAAUCAAUGAUCACAUUAAAGAGCUUCAGCAACAAGGCUCUUCUGCUGCAGCUGAAAUGGAGGUGGAGAUACUGAAGCUUGAUUGCAAAAGAUCUAUGCAGAUGGUUCAGCAAUGGAAACAAAAUUAUGACAACUUGCAAGAGUUCUGCGUCAAUGAGCUCUUAGAUGGGGAGGAAAUGGGAGGAUCCAAAGGGAACUCACCCUAACACAGUUUUCUUGUUAUUAUAACCCCCUUGUUUGACUUAUUAUUUUUUGCUCAUUUCUAAUUUUCAUUGGGGAAUUAGUUUUGUAUGUUUAUGAUACACGAUAGUAAACAAUGUUGUGGCUGUAUCAAAUACAAUGUAACAAGAAGGCCAUAGCAAAUUUUGUACCUUCGUUGUGGAACAUACUCUAGAAAGAUUAUGAAGAUUCAUGACAGGUGUGCAAA
Theobroma umbraticum is the source of this 1138-nucleotide messenger RNA. It is a transcript of the gene RID3, whose product is annotated as Transducin/WD40 repeat-like superfamily protein. Gene Ontology annotation, molecular function: protein binding. Gene Ontology annotation, biological process: rRNA processing; DNA-templated DNA replication. Gene Ontology annotation, cellular component: nuclear pre-replicative complex; rixosome complex. The record is from RefSeq and is a predicted model, not a curated record. Lineage: Eukaryota; Viridiplantae; Streptophyta; Magnoliopsida; Malvales; Malvaceae.